This is a messenger RNA of Amborella trichopoda, 2164 nucleotides long. The record is from RefSeq and is a predicted model, not a curated record. Lineage: Eukaryota; Viridiplantae; Streptophyta; Magnoliopsida; Amborellales; Amborellaceae.
GUAGAUGGGGUUGCUCCAAGGGCUAAGAUGAAUCAGCAGCGGUCUAGACGUUUUAGAUCUGCAAAAGAUGCAGCCGAUGCUGCUGUUGAAGAGGAAAGGCUGAGACAAGAAUUUGAACAAGAGGGAAGGAUUCUUCCUCCUAAAAAGACAUCUCAAGUGUGUGACUCUAAUGUGAUCACACCUGGUACAGAAUUCAUGGCAGUUUUAUCAAUAGCUUUACAAUAUUACAUACAUUUGCGUUUGAACUAUGAUCCCGGAUGGAGAAAUAUAAAGGUUAUCUUGUCGGAUGCAAAUGUUCCUGGUGAAGGAGAGCAUAAGGUUAUGUCGUACAUACGUCUCCAAAGAAAUCUUCCUGGUUAUGACCCAAAUACACGCCACUGCCUCUAUGGUUUGGAUGCUGAUUUGAUUAUGCUGGCAUUGGCCACACAUGAAGUGCAUUUUUCCAUUCUGAGAGAGGUUGUGUUCACCCCUGGACAACAAGAUAAAUGUUUUCUAUGUGGUCAAGUGGGUCAUUUGGCUGCAGAUUGCCAAGGAAAGGUGAAGAGAAAAUCCGGAGAGUUUGAUGAGAAGGGUGAAGGUGUUGUAUUUGAGAAAAAGCCUUUUCAAUUCCUUAACAUUUGGACAUUGCGGGAGUAUUUGGAAUAUGAAAUGAGGAUUCCUAAUCCUCCUUUUGAGAUUGACUUUGAAUGCAUUGUGGAUGACUUUAUCUUUAUGUGUUUCUUUGUCGGCAAUGAUUUCCUUCCACAUAUGCCAACUUUGGAAAUUCGUGAGGGCGCAAUCAAUUUGCUGUUGGCUGUAUAUAAGAAGGAGUUUAGGUUUAUGGGUGGGUAUUUGGCCAACUCCAGCAAGGCAAAUUUGAAAAGAGUUGAGCACUUUAUUCAGGCUGUGGGAUCCUAUGAAGAUAAUAUAUUCCAAAAAAGAGCUCGGCUGCAUCAGCGUCAGGUAGAACGGAUUAAACGGGAUAAGGCUCAGGCAAGGCGUGGUGAUGAUGCAGAGCCAUCUGUUAGACCAGACACUUUAGUUCCUGUUGCUCCUUAUAAUCGUUCACGUCUUGCUUCUGCUCCUUCCCCUUCCCCAUAUAAAAAACGUGGAUCUAGUUAUCAGUCAUCAGUUACAGUUUUUUCCAAAAAGGAGCAUCAAUUGGGACAGUCCAUGUCAGUAAAAGAUGGUAGAAAGGAAGUAUCAGUUCAGGCCAAAAAAGUUGCACGUGUUUCUGAACAAGGGGCAAGUGUUGCUGCUGCUAUUGUGGAGGCUGAGAACCAUCUUGAAACUGUGAUCCGUGAAAACUCAGAUGACUUGAAAGCGAAGCUCAAGGAUUCGCUUAAGGAGAAAUCAGAUCUUGUUAAUUCUGAUAACCCUGAGGAAGACAAGGUCAAGUUAGGAGAGCCAGGAUGGAAAGAGAGGUACUAUGAAGAAAAAUUCUCUGCAAACACUCCUGAGGAGCUUGAAAGGAUUCGAAAAGAUGUUGUUCUGAGGUACAUAGAAGGUCUAUGUUGGGUUCUUCACUAUUACUAUGAAGGAGUAUGCUCCUGGACAUGGUUCUAUCCAUAUCAUUAUGCACCAUUUGCUUCUGACAUCAAGGGGUUAGAUAAGCUUGAUAUAAGCUUUACACUUGGCUCUCCUUUCAAGCCUUUUAGUCAGCUCAUGGGGGUUUUUCCAGCCGCAAGUUCGCAUGCGCUCCCGGGGCAUUACAGGACUCUGAUGAUGGAUCCAAACUCACCAAUAAUUGAUUUCUAUCCUACUGAUUUUGAAGUGGACAUGAAUGGCAAACGAUUUGCCUGGCAGGGGGUCGCAAAAUUACCUUUUAUUGAUGAAGGGCGCCUUCUUGCUGAGAUUAGUAAAGUUGAACACACAUUAACAGAUGAGGAAGUGCGGAGGAACAGUGUCAUGUAUGACAUGCUCUAUGUGACUGUGAGUCAUCCCCUGUCCCCGUAUAUCUUUUCUCUUUACGACCGUUUUAGCCAUCUCUCAGGCAAAGAAAGAACGGAAGUACGCGAGGAGAUUGAUCCCGGGGCUAGUGGCGGUAUGAAUGGGUUUCUGUGCCUUUGCAACGGGGAUGCAUGCCCUCCCAUCUUCCCUUCCCCAGUCAAAGGACUGGAAGACAUUAGUAACAACCAAGUCCUGUGAGUUUGCUUGUCUGACAGUAAUUCUAUCCCCAAAUUGA